This is a messenger RNA of Staurois parvus, 411 nucleotides long. The record is from the annotation of a GenBank genome assembly. Lineage: Eukaryota; Metazoa; Chordata; Amphibia; Anura; Ranidae.
ACAAAUGGGGGAAUUAUUCCACAAGUCAGGACAACGCUGGCUAAUCCUGUGCGCCCCGACGACCAAACGCGAGGACGGCGGAUGUGCUGCGCUAAUGUCGUCUAAUGUGACAGAGCCAUUCAUUCCAAACUUCCAGAUUACGGAUGUAUCUUGGCCAUGGAAUCCAUGGGGGGGAUUUACUAAAACUGGAGGGUGCAAAAUCAGGUGCGGCUGUGCAUGGCAGCCAAUCAGCUUCACCAAUGAUGGGGCACUAUUCCUCCAACUGACACCAAUGAUGGGGCACUAUUCCUUCCACUGACACCAAUAAUGAGGCACUUUUCCUUCCACUGACACCAAUGAUGGGGCACUAUUCCUCCCACUGACACCAAUAAUGGGGCACUAUUCCUCCUACUGACACCAAUGAUGGGGCAC